This is a messenger RNA of Gryllus bimaculatus (two-spotted cricket), 2706 nucleotides long. The record is from the annotation of a GenBank genome assembly. Lineage: Eukaryota; Metazoa; Arthropoda; Insecta; Orthoptera; Gryllidae.
GGGAAAGACGCAGUAUAGACACGUGAGGGAAGGGAAGUUGAAGUGGAAGAGGGGGGUAUGCAUGCGCCAGUCAUAUUUUGUACGUUUCCGGUGUAUAGUCUUAUAUCAUUUCAUUUUUAGAUUUUAUUCCAAAUUAUGAUGUAUUAUUCUUUUUAAAUUCACCGACAUUAAUUUUAUUUAGUGGUUGCCAUUUAGCAAAUAUAAUCGAAGAAAUCUAGUAUGUUUGAACGGUCUGUCAUUAGCGGUCGCCAUAGAGGUUUCACAAGUGAUAUUUGUCAGUACUAAUAAGCUUAAGGAAAAAUUAAAGAUUAGUUCUUAUUGACUUUGCUGAUUGAAGUUCGUCUUGAGAUAAAGAAACCAGUCGAUGAUUGUAAUGUUGUCUCUCACUUGAAAAUUUGUGCGAUAUUGUUGGAUUGUUAAAAUGCUGUCAUUCUAUUGUGAUCGACGAUAGUGCGCAUGUAUUGUCGUCAAAAUGAGUGUAUAACGAAGAAAUUGUGGCAUUAUAUUCACGUCUGAAUUUGAAGUACCUGCAGACUGUUGCCGAGUUGAUCACCUGUUGCCAGCAACAUGGUUCCUUUACUACCUUUGCUAUUUUUGUUGCCAAUCCAAACAUCAGCCCGAGUUUUGGUUUAUUCUUUUGAUUGGCAACAAGCUGCCCAAGCAGAAUUUCCUGAUAAACCUGCUCUGUUUGGUGGAUCUUUGCCUCUAGAUGGGUUGAAGGGUUUGCUCACAUAUAGAAAUCCAGCGAAUCAUUGUUUAUCUAUGAGUCCUCCUCCACCACUUGAAAAUCCUCUUGGAAAUUGGGUGGUAUUGGUGCCACGAAAUGAUUGUCACUUUGAAGAUAUGGUACGCAGUGCUCAGAAAGCAAACUUCAGUGCAGUUAUUGUUCACAAUGUACAUUCAAGUGAUUUGGUGCCUAUGUCAGCGGAUCAUGGAAAUGAUAUAAUGAUCCCAGCUGUAUUUGUCAGUGAAGAAGCUGGUAUCAGGUUACAAACUCAGUAUACGUAUAAUCAUAGCUACUAUGUUUUAAUAAAUGAUGAACUGCCAUUUGACUUCAACACACAUUUAUUGUUACCUUUUGCCAUUGUGGUUGGCAUCUGCUUCCUUAUCAUGCUUGUGUUCAUGGUUGUGAAGUGUAUCAAAGACCAGCGAAGAGCUCGAAGACACCGUUUGCCAUCAUCCUCUCUCCGUAAAAUCCCAACAGCUCGUUUCCAAAAAGGUGAUCCCUACGAGACCUGUGCUAUAUGUCUUGAAGAUUAUGUGGAGGGUGAUAAAUUGCGAGUGCUACCAUGUUCACAUGCCUACCACACAAAGUGUAUUGAUCCCUGGCUAACACGAAAUCGAAGAGUUUGUCCUGUUUGCAAGCGCAAGGUUUUUGCUCAUGAUGAACAACGCCCAAGUGAUGAUUCCGACUCGGACAGCGAGGGUGGGCUAACUACAGAUGAUACAACACCACUUGUUCGUCAUUCUUUGCAAAGACCACCUGUAACGCAGGGAGGCACGUUUCAGCCCCAGCAGGUCAAUCCUUUUGUCCGUGCAAGCCGUGCUGCUUCAGCUUCGCAGUCUUCUUUAUCAUCUGAAGAGAGUACCGGCUGGGGCCGUGUCACAAGACCUGACACUGCUACUAGUGCUGCUGAUGCAUCAUCAGAGGCUUCAUCUCAUUACGGAUCACCUCAUGAAGGCCAAUUGUCAGUGAAUACAGAACCAUCUCAAGCUCAGCCAGCAGAUGCCAGCCACAUGAUUGUGUAGACUUGAGAGAAAACACAAGGCACCCUUUUGGGGCAAGGGUGCAAGUCUUCUCAAUUAUUAUCGAGUGCUAUUUUAUACCAUGUAGUGCUUGUUACAUCUAGAUACAAAUGUAUGCUUAUUUCUUUUUAAAAAAAAUAUGUUCAAUCGUGUAGUGGAGCAUGUGAUUAGGUUUUUUCUACACAGCUACCCAGAAUCAGAUGAAUGUAUUACUUCCAUUGAUAAAGAGGCCUGAGUUUAAGUAAAGUGUGAACAAGCUACUAUUGUGAGACUAUGGUACAAAGUGAUGGUGUGUUGACGGAUUAAUCUUAAUACACAUCUGUGCAGGAUUCUUUUUUCUAUGAAGUUUUGUGAACUUGGUGGUUUGACAGUGUGUCAGAUUGUUGGUACAUGGAACUUUGUCAGAUUUUAGCUACCUAACGUAAUGUGGGUGUUGCUGUACGUGUUUGGUUUCCUGCAAGUGAAAAUUAUUUCCACAGCUGCAUUGAGCAGUGAGGCAUAUCGAGAUUGUAAAAUGCAUUAAGUAAGAGAUUCUGUUUUGUAAUUCUUUUUUUGCCUCCGAACUACUGGUGCCAAAGUGGUUUUAUUUAUCCCAUAAUGGAGCCAGCAGAACGAGUGAGAUCUGCCCUCAAUAUCAUGACUGACCUGUAGAUAAUUGCCUCAAGAGAGAUGUAAUUGUCCAUAUUGUGAUACAUUCAGUUGCAACCACACUUGACUGUAUGUAUGAAUGUAUGUAAGUCUGUAAAUGUCAACUUGUAAUAUUUCACUGUAUAUUUGAUUUGAUAUUUUCAUUGUAAAUAUAUAAAACUUGCUUGCUCCAAUUUAUUUCAGUAUUGAUGCUAAAAGAGUGUCAAUUCAUUUAUCAUUUCACGUGUUUUGUUUUUUUUAAUUCCACAUUGUACCAAGAAAUAGUUCAGUAGGGGAUGAAAAUGUAGCUAAAAAAUAUAUCCACUGCAAGAG